UAGACCUACACCCUACUCGGACAGAUGCAGAUGCUCCAGCUGACAGCAGCCCUGGUCUACUCUUUUUCAUUUUUGGAUAUGUUUGGACAACCAAGGUAAAGUCAUCAGCUGUCUGCUGGGGAUCAGCAUUGGGCUCCAUUUGAACCUUAAACCCACGGAAGCCUCAAAGUGACCGCGGACUGUGCAUGGAUGUGAGCGCGCGCUGAUGAGCGGGAGCAGGACGUUUGGAUAGAGAGACACGAGCUUUUUGCAUGCGACCAGUUUGCAGCACCGCUACACACACAAGCUGAUGCUUGCAGAAAAGUGACAUGCAAACAGGAAUGAAGUCGUAGAUGAGCUGCGGCUCCGACGCGCGCACAGAUCCUGCAGGUCCAGCGCGGUGGUCUGGUAAGAACUGAAAGAAAAUAUGAAAUCCAGGAGUCAGGACCAGAGUUUGUCUGACUCCAGAGAGCUGGACAGAUCGUACGACCCACUUACAGGUAAUCCACCAUCCAAACCCAAUAAAAAGACCUUAAAGCAGCGGUUCCUCAAACUUCUCCCCUGCUGUCGCUCUAGCUCCAGCUCUUCAAUUUCUCAAAGUAAUAUAACUGAUGAUGAUGAGCUGACGACGGUACGUUACCGACCGCAGAGGCUCGACCAUCUCGUACAUCAGACCAACUUCAGCAAGAAAGAGCUGCAGGUCCUCUACCGGGGAUUCAAAAAUGAGUGUCCCAGUGGUGCUGUGGAUGAACAGACUUUUAAAAGCAUCUAUUCCAAGUUCUUCCCUCAAGGAGAUUCAAGUAUGUAUGCACAUUUCCUGUUUGAAGCUUUUGACAUCCACAACAAUGGAUCGGUCAGCUUUGAGGACUUUGUCAUUAGUCUGUCCAUCAUCUUAAAAGGUUCCAUUACUGAUAAACUCAACUGGGCCUUUAAUCUGUACGAUCUUAACAAAGACGGCUGCAUCACCAGAGAGGAGAUGACAAACAUCAUGGACUCCAUUUAUGAUAUGAUGGGAAAGUAUACCGAUCCCUGCAUGAGGGAUAAUGCUCCCAAAGAGCACGUUGACAACUUCUUCCAGAAAAUGGACAAGAACAAUGACGGAGUGGUCACCAUCGAGGAGUUCUUGGAUACAUGCCAAAAGGAUGAAAGCAUCAUGCAGUCCAUGCACAUGUUUGACAAUGUGAUCUAAAGUGGACAUAGACAUAACAUUUCCCCUGCUGCCUGGAGUUCUUCUACAGUCAUUCUGCCCCAGCCAGAGUGGAACGGGGCUUCUGGGCCCUAAACAGAGUGGGGCAGGGUGCAAAGGGCAAUGUCCUGAAGAUAGCUAACCCCAAACCACCUUUUCUUGUGAAAUGUUUUAUUUUAUUAAACGUGUACAGGAAGGCAUCAAAA
Perca fluviatilis (European perch) is the source of this 1371-nucleotide messenger RNA. RefSeq names its product Kv channel-interacting protein 2-like. Bases 407 to 1168 code for a protein of 253 amino acids. The transcript is spliced from 10 exons. The record is from RefSeq and is a predicted model, not a curated record. Gene Ontology annotation, molecular function: calcium ion binding; potassium channel regulator activity. NCBI's taxonomy places the organism in Eukaryota, Metazoa, Chordata, Actinopteri, Perciformes, Percidae. Gene Ontology annotation, biological process: regulation of potassium ion transmembrane transport. Gene Ontology annotation, cellular component: voltage-gated potassium channel complex.